Molecule: messenger RNA, 1816 nt
Organism: Doryrhamphus excisus (bluestripe pipefish)
Lineage: Eukaryota; Metazoa; Chordata; Actinopteri; Syngnathiformes; Syngnathidae
Source: RefSeq, a predicted model, not a curated record
GCGGUCGGAGCACGCGAGCAUGCCGCACGCGACGAGGCGUGUUGUCGGUGGAAGACUCGACUUUACUCCUCCUCAUCUUUCAGCAUCUCAAAAUGAAAGGCUUGUCGGGCGCCGCUGACCUGCUGGAGAAACACGUCGUCCAGGUGGGGACACCAGAAGAGGGCUUAGGUCUCCAGGACAUCUACAAAGCAUGGAUAAAGCUGUGCUCCAUUCCCCGGCAAGCUGAGCAGCCAGAUGAGGAUGAGUCCAUAAAAGUAGAACCUGAGGAAGGCUCUGAGGAGACCCUUGCAGAAGAUAACAUGGAUGUCAACAUGUCGCCAGUCUCUGAGCAAACAAUGGUAGCCAACGGAAAUGUUCACAAUGGCUCUCCUGAUGAUGACGAUGAAGAAGAAGACAAGGCUAGAAAGCAGCCGCAACUCAUCUCGGAUGCCGAAGAGGCCCAAGGUGACACCUCUGGGCUGGAGGAGACAGAUGUCAAUCAAACAGAGGCCACGCCCACCCUAAGUGAUGGCACCGAGACAAGUGAGCUAGCCAUGCCCACCCUCGCCGGGGACGCCAACGAGCAGCCAACAGACAACCAAACCCUGCUUCCUGCAGACCUGAGGGCUGAGCAGGAGGAAGAGGUACUUGUCAAGAUGGAGGUCAGUGAUGAUUUGAAGCAGGAGGACCACACGGACGCGCCAGAAGACCAAGAAGCUACUGAUGAUGGGAAAUGUGGUGUCGUUCCUUCAAUGCCUGCGUCUUCUGGGUGUGAUGGUGUCAAUCAUAUCAGCUGUCCAUUUGGGACCUUUGAUGGAAAGAUGUCUGCUGCGGAGGAGCGAGACUGCAAGAAGAAAAACAAGAAGAGGAAGAAGCACGAUGAAGACAAACUCUCUGAAAUUGAAGUCACAAAAAGGAAGAAGGUGGAAGACAUCAAGGAGGAAAACGUGGAGGACGUAGUGUGUCCACCAGAGGAGGAGGAAAAGAAGGGAAAGAAGAGGAGGAAGAGGAGGAGGAGGAGGAAGACGACAGGACAGAGGAGCCAGGAGGUGCAAUGCAAUGCAGAACCAACAGGGGGCAAUGCUGAGACACCCACAAAACAGGAAGCAGCCGGUGGCGCCGCUCCUCCGCUCUCAUCCAGCAAGAAGACGCAUCCACAGGAGAAAGUGAGCCGCAAGAAGAGGAUGAGGCUGAAGAAAUCCCAGCUAGGCCACAAGCAAGACAUCCCAGAAGAAUCCAAAACCUCCAAGACAGAGACGUACGCAACCGUGGAGGAGGAUGCACCAAAGAGCAAGAAGAUCAAACGGGACCAGUCGCCUGCUAGAAGUGCCAAGGAAGACAAGAAGAAGAAGAAGAGAGCUGCCAGUGAGGAGAAGAUGGAAGGUGCUGUUGGGCACGUUGAGCCUCUUCCUGGUGGACACUCAGCUCACCUGUCAGAGAAGAAGAAAAAGAAGAAAGCAGCGGAAUGUGAUGAGACAUCAGCCAAGAAAACAAACAAGAGACUCAAAUAUCAAAAGGAGGAUGGCCGACUUCCUGUUGCUUCAAUCCAGUGAUGUUCUUGAUGACCCGCGAGGAUGGACCGAGCAAGAUGGACGUUCCAGCCACGCCGACAGUCUUUAUGCCUUCAUAUUGUAAAGGUUUGACAAUGAAAACGUAGCUUUACAGAUACUUUACUGUGUAGUACUACAAGAUGAGGGAGGAAUGACUUCAGUCAUUACAUAACAAAUAAUGUUGACGUUAAAUUUAUUGUAUCUGCGAAACGCUAAACAUGUAGCGUGUCACUGUGAAGCUUUGUGUAGUUUGUCACAUUUUUUUUGGGGGGGGGGCAGAGAAAUAA